Molecule: messenger RNA, 1047 nt
Organism: Nematolebias whitei (Rio pearlfish)
Lineage: Eukaryota; Metazoa; Chordata; Actinopteri; Cyprinodontiformes; Rivulidae
Gene: asmt2
Product: acetylserotonin O-methyltransferase 2
Exons: 8
Coding region: 1-1047 (348 amino acids)
Molecular function (GO): O-methyltransferase activity
Source: RefSeq, a predicted model, not a curated record
AUGGCAGAGCAUCUCUCCCAGAGCGAGCUGGACUAUCCAUUCAAACUUCUGGAGUACUUCAGCGGCUUCAGGGUGUCCAAGGUGAUCUUUUCUGCCUGUGAGCUGGGAGUGUUUGACCUCCUGCUGAGGUCCAGGGAGGCCCUCAGUGCCCGGUUCAUGGCCCAGGAGCUCGGCACCAGCGUGGACGGGAUGGAGAGGCUGCUGGAUGCUCUGGUGGGCAUCGAAAUUCUGGAGGUGGAGCGGACGGACCAGACAGCGUUGUACAGCAGCACCGACGUGGCGAACCUGUACCUGGCCAAGGGAAGUGCAAAAUCUCUCCACGACAUGAUCAUCUACCAGUCCCAAACCAUCUACCCGCUGUGGAACAACAUCGCGGACGCCGUCAGGGAGGGGAAGAAUCAGUACGAAAAGACCUUCGGCCUUCCCUCUGAAGACGUUUUCCAGACUAUCUACAGAUCAGAGCAGGAAACGGUCAAAUUUAUGGGUCUGAUGAAUUCCUCGUGGGUUCUCGACGGACACGAUGUCGUUACGGCGUUCAACCUCUCCUGCUUUCAGAGGAUAGUUGAUCUGGGAGGUUGCACCGGCGCUCUGGCCCAUGAGAUGGUGAAGGCGUACCCCUCGACCUCCGUCGUCGUCUUUGACCUGCCGGAGGUCGUAGAAGCAGCUCUGAAGCACUUUUCACAAGAGAGCAGCGCUGUUGUGUUUCAAACCGGAGAUUUCUUCAGAGAUGAAAUCCCUGCUGCUGAUCUGUACAUCCUGGCCCGGAUCAUCCACGAGUGGCCCGAGGAGAAGUGCCGGACCUUGCUGAAGAGGAUCUAUGAAGCCUCCAAGCCCGGCGGCGGCGUCCUGCUGGUGGAGGCCAUGUUGUUUGAAAACAGGCGAGGUCCCGUCAUGGCUCAGAUGUUCUCGCUCAACAUGCUGGUGCAGGCGGAGGGCCGAGAGCGCUCGCCAUCAGAAUACGUCCGCAUGCUUGACGAGACCGGUUUCCACAACGUUCAGGUCUGCCGGACCGGCAAAUCCUACGACGCCAUCUUGGCCAUGAGAUGA